GGUCUUUGAGUAAUUGAGUUGUCGCUCUAUACGACUAUCAAGGGACAACUCGCAUCACUUUUCUUUAUUUCAUUGUAAAAAAUAGACGAACAAAACUUUCUCCACUUAAAAUCUCCAGAAUGUUCUUUUAAGAUAUGAUUCAAGUCUGAAGCAAUCUUCUGCUACGCUCUCUGAUCUGGGUUUUUCUUAAGUUGGGUUUGAACUUCAAUUUUACCCUAAAGAGUAAAUGGCUACGCUAGCAGAUAUCGGACUUUCGGCAGCCAUUAAUAUCAUUACUGCUUUUAUUUUCCUGAUUGCUUUUGCUAUCCUUCGUCUUCAACCUUUCAACGAUCGAGUAUACUUUCCAAAAUGGUAUCUCAAGGGUUUAAGAUCAAGCCCUGCAACUUCUGGUGCUUUUGUAACCAAGUUUAUCAAUUUGGAUUAUCGGUCGUAUCUGAAAUUCCUUAAUUGGAUGCCGGAUGCCCUAAAAAUGCCUGAGCCUGAGCUAAUUGAUCAUGCUGGUUUGGAUUCCGCGGUGUAUUUGAGGAUUUACUUGCUCGGGUUAAAGAUAUUUAUUCCAAUACUUGUACUUACAUGGGCAAUUUUGGUGCCUGUUAAUUGGACAAAUGACACACUCGAUAAGCUAAAAGGGGAAGCAACUUAUAGUGAGAUCGAUAAGCUUUCUAUAUCAAACAUUCCUCAAGGCUCUCACAGAUUUUGGACUCAUGUGAUAAUGGCAUACGCUGUUACAUUUUGGACAUGCUUUGCGUUAAAGAAAGAGUAUGAGACAGUUGCAAAUAUGCGGUUGCAUUUUCUUCAAUCAGAAAAACGUCGUCCUGAUCAAUUUACAGUUCUUGUGAAAAACGUGCCACCAGAUGCUGAUGAAUCCGUGAGUGAGGCUGUGGAGCAUUUCUUUCUAGUCAAUCAUCCUGAUAACUAUCUUACUCAUCAGGUUGUGUUAAAUGCAAACAAGCUUGCAAAAUUGGUUGAAGAGAAGAAAAGUAAACAAAACUGGCUUGACUAUUAUCAGAAUAAGUUUGAAAGAAAUCAAGCAAAACGACCCAUAAUGAAGACUGGUUUUCUUGGACUUUGGGGAGAGAAAGUGGAUGCUAUACAACAUCACAUAUCUGAAAUUGAAAGGCUCUCAAAUGAAAUAGCUGAUGAGAAAGAAGAUGUUGUAAAUAACCCUAAAGCAAUCAUGCCAGCAGCUUUUGUGUCGUUCAAAACCCGUUGGGGGGCUGCGGUUUGUGCUCAAACACAACAGGCCCGAAACCCGACCCUGUGGUUGACUGAGUGGGCCCCAGAACCGCGUGAUGUUUAUUGGAAAAACCUCGCGAUUCCAUACGUCUCAUUGACUAUCCGGAAGCUUCUAAUGGCAGUCGCCUUCUUUUUCCUCACCUUCUUUUUCAUAAUUCCUAUUGCUUUUGUGCAAUCGCUUGCAAACAUUGAAGGUAUUGAGAAGGCUGCGCCUUUUUUAAAGCCACUUAUUGAAGUGAAGACAAUCAAGUCAUUUAUCCAAGGUUUUCUACCCGGGAUUGCUUUAAAGAUCUUCCUCAUACUUUUACCUACAAUUUUGAUGAUAAUGUCAAAAUUUGAAGGGUUUUUGAGUAUAUCACUUCUAGAAAGAAGAUCUGCAUCAAGAUAUUACCUUUUCAACUUUGUCAACGUGUUUCUUGGGAGUGUGAUUGCAGGGACUGUAUUAGAACAACUAAAUACGUUUCUAGAUCAGUCUGUGAAUAAGAUCCCUGAGACAAUUGGAGUAGCGAUCCCAAUGAAAGCAACUUUUUUUAUAACAUAUAUAAUGGUCGAUGGUUGGAGUGGAACUGCAGGAGAGAUUUUGAGGUUAAAACCGCUGAUAAUUUAUCAUUUGAAGAACUUUUUCUUGGUUAAAACUGAAAAAGAUCGAGAAGAAGCCAUGGAUCCUGGAAGCAUUGGUUUCAACACUGGGGAACCUCAGAUUCAAUUAUAUUUUCUAAUCGGUCUUAUUUAUGCUGUUGUCACUCCGCUUCUGACUCCUUUCAUCCUCGUUUUCUUUGCCCUAGCGUAUGUUGUUUAUCGUCAUCAGAUUAUAAAUGUUUACAACCAAGAAUACGAAAGCAGUGCAGCAUUUUGGCCAGAUGUCCAUGGAAGGGUAGUUUCGGCAUUGGUAAUUUCGCAGUUGCUUUUGAUGGGAUUGUUGAGCACAAAAGAAGCGGCUUCAUCAACUCCAUUCCUUCUUGCACUUCCGAUUCUCACAAUUGGAUUCCAUAUGUAUUGUAAAGGUCGCUUUGAACCUGCGUUUGUCAGAUACCCCUUACAGGAAGCCAUGAUGAAAGACACUCUUGAAAGAGCAAGAGAACCCAACUUGAACCUAAAAGGGUACCUUCAGAAUGCAUACGUCCCUCCCAUUUUCAAAGAAGCUGAUUCCGAUUCCGAUUCCAAUUCUGAUUCCGAUGAUGAAACGAAUGAUCAGAAAUGGCAGAAGGACAACGUGUUGGUACCCACCAAAAGACAGUCUAGGAAAAAUACGCCCGUGCCUAGCAAAAUGAGUGCGGGCUCAUCACCAAACCUACCCGAGAUUCGAGAAAAGGAUAAGCCAUAAGUAUUUUUUAUUUGGAGGGGUAGGUUGUUUUCAAGGGUAAUAUUGUAAAUUUUACUUGAGAGCAGAUAUUAUUUAUGUGCUACUUGUGUAUAGUAAGAGAGAUUUUUUUCAAGAAAUGCAACCAAUGGAUGGAUGGAUGGUAGAGCUUUUGCAUUGGAGUAAGGAGGUGGUACAGAAUGGUUGUAAAUUGACUAAUAUAACCUUUUGUUCAAGUUUUUAAUUUAAGAAAAAAACGAUUUACCAAAC
Lactuca virosa is the source of this 2806-nucleotide messenger RNA. The record is from the annotation of a GenBank genome assembly. NCBI's taxonomy places the organism in Eukaryota, Viridiplantae, Streptophyta, Magnoliopsida, Asterales, Asteraceae.